GCGCAGACUCGGAGGCUUACGAUCGGUACCGCCCAGGUCUCGCGAGAGCGCAGCCUGACGUCUCGCGAUACGAGGGCGCCGGCGGAGAAGAGGGAGAUCUGAGCGGCUGCGGCGCAUGCAACCUGGCUGAGGCGGCGAGAAAGGAAGUGGCCAUGGAAGACCUGGGGGAAAACACCACCGUCCUGUCCACCCUGAGGUCUUUGAACAACUUCAUUUCUCAGCGAGUGGAGGGAGGAUCGGGACUGGAUGUCUCCACUUCUGCCCAGGGCUCUCUGCAGACGCAGUACCAGCAGAGCAUGCAGUUGGAGGAGCGAGCGGAGCAGAUCCGGUCCAAGUCUCACCUCAUCCAGGUGGAGCGGGAGAAGAUGCAGAUGGAGCUGAGUCACAAGCGGGCUCGAGUGGAGUUGGAGCGGGCUGCCAGCACGAGUGCCAGGAGCUACGAGCGCGAGGUGGACCGCAACCAGGAGCUCCUGACGCGCAUCCGGCAGCUGCAGGAGCGGGAGGCCGAGGCGGAGGAGGAGAUGAAGGCGCAGCUGGAGCGCCACAGGCUGUGCCAGCAGAGCCUGGACGCGGCCGGCAGGAGGCUGCGGGAGAAGGAGGACGGCCUGGCCGAGGCCGGCGAGACUAUCAGCACGUUAAAGGGGAGGAUCUCGGAGCUGCAAUGGAGCGUCAUGAACCAGGAGAUGCAGGUGAAGCGCCUGGAGUCGGAGAAGCAGGAGCUGAAGGAGCAGCUGGACCUGCAGCACAAAAAGUGGCAGGAAGCUAAUCAGAAGGUUCAGGAACUCCAGGCCUGCCAAGACGCGAGGGCGGACCAGGAGCAGAGGAUUAGGGACUUGGAGCAGAAGCUGUCCCUGCAGGAGCAGGAUGCCGCGAUUGUGAAGAACAUGCGGUCGGAGCUGGUGCGGCUGCCCACGAUGGAGAGGGAGCUGCGGCAGCUGCGGGAGGAGACGGCCUGCCUGCGGGAGCUGCGAGAGACCAACGGGCUGCUCCGGGAGGAGCUGGAGGGGCUGCAGCGGAAGCUGGGGCGGCAGGAGAAGAUACAGGAGACGCUGGUUGACCUGGAGCUGGAGAAGGAGAGGCUGCUGACGAAGCUGCAGAGCUGGGAGAGCCUGGACCAGACCACGGGCUUGAGCAUCAGGACCCCGGAGGACCUUUCCAGGUUCAUCGUGGAGCUGCAGCAGCGGGAGCUUGCCCUGAAAGACAGGAACAGCUCCAUCACCAGCAGCGCCCGGGAGCUGGAGAAGGCCAGGCUGCAGCUGCAGGAGGAGGUCCGCCAGGCCAGCGGCCAGCUGCUGGAGGAGAGGAAGAAGCGGGAGGCGCACGAGGCCCUGGCCCGGCGGCUGCAGAAGCGGGUCCUGCUGCUGACGAAGGAGCGGGACGGUAUGCGCGCCAUCCUGGGCUCCUACGACAGCGAGCUGACCCCAGCCGAGUACUCGCCCCAGCUGACCCGCCGCAUGCGUGAGGCUGAGGACAUGCUGCAGAAGGCGCACGCCCACAGCUCAGAGAUGGAGGCUCAGCUGUCACAGGCCCUGGAGGAACUGGGAGCCCAGAAACAGAGAGCCGACAUGCUGGAGGUGGAGCUGAAGAUGCUGAGGACCCAGGCGGCCCCGGCCGAGGAGAGCUUCCUGUUCUCCAGGGAGGAGGUGAGCUCACUCAGGUUGAAGAUUGAGGAGCUGGAAGGGGAGCGGCGGCAUCUGGAGGAGGACAAGAAGAUGCUGGAGGCGCAGCUGGAGCGGCUGACCCUGCAGGGUGACUACGACCAGAGCAGAACCAAGGUGCUGCACCUGCGCCUGAACCCGGCCCGCGCAGCCAGGCAGCAGCUCCACGAGGGCCGGCAGCAGCUGCAGGACGAGUGCGAGCGGCUGCGGGAGCUGGUCCGCGCCCUGGAGCGAGGCGGCCUUGUCCCCGCAGACCUGGAGGCCGCCGCGGGCCUGCCCUCGUCCAAGGAGGUGGCAGGUAGGCCCCCGCCCCUGUCCUGUCCUGUCCAUCUGUCCGUCCAUCCAGCCCAUCCAUGCGGCAGCCAGGCCGUGGGUGGGCCUGGGACCGGUCUACCCUGGGGGAUGGGCAGGCGUGUGAUGUCCAGGCCUGCAGACAGCUCAGUGCGGGAGCAAGUGGCUGGAAUCUCCUCCGAGCCUAAAGCAAAUGAAUAUCGUUUAUCAGUGUAUCUGCAUCCCAUUAAUCACAAGUGA
Camelus dromedarius (Arabian camel) is the source of this 2189-nucleotide messenger RNA. RefSeq names its product mitotic arrest deficient 1 like 1 (gene MAD1L1). Gene Ontology annotation, biological process: attachment of mitotic spindle microtubules to kinetochore; mitotic spindle assembly checkpoint signaling. Bases 153 to 2189 code for a protein of 678 amino acids. The transcript is spliced from 16 exons. Gene Ontology annotation, cellular component: mitotic spindle; kinetochore; nuclear envelope. The record is from RefSeq and is a predicted model, not a curated record. NCBI's taxonomy places the organism in Eukaryota, Metazoa, Chordata, Mammalia, Artiodactyla, Camelidae.